Molecule: messenger RNA, 2925 nt
Organism: Arvicanthis niloticus (Nile rat)
Lineage: Eukaryota; Metazoa; Chordata; Mammalia; Rodentia; Muridae
Source: RefSeq, a predicted model, not a curated record
AUGAGAGGCGCUCGCGGUGCCUGGGAUCUUCUCUGCGUCCUGGUGGUCCUGCUCCGUGGCCAGACAGGAACUUCUCAGCCAUCUGCGAGUCCAGGGGAGCCAUCUCCACCAUCCAGCCAGCCAGCGCAAUCAGAGUUAAUAGUUGAGGCUGGCGACACCCUCAGGCUGACAUGCGUUGAUCCCGCCUUUGUCAAAUGGACUUUUGAGAUCUUCGAUGAAGUGAUUGAGAGUAAACACAAUGAAUGGGUUCAGGAAAAAGCCGAGGCCACUCAAACAGGCAAAUACACAUGCAUCAACAGCAGUGGCCUCAGGAGAUCCAUUUACGUGUUUGUUAGAGAUCCUGCUGUACUUUUCCUGGUUGGCCUUCCCUUGUUUGGCAAAGAAGACAGCGACGCGCUGGUCCGCUGCCCUCUGACAGACCCACAGGUGUCCAGUUAUUCCCUCAUUGAGUGUGAUGGGAAAUCUCUCCCUACGGACCUGACGUUUGUCCCAAACCCCAAGGCUGGCAUCACCAUCAAAAACGUGAAGCGAGCCUACCACAAGCUGUGUGUCCGGUGUGUUGCCCAGCGUGAGGGCGUAUGGAUUCGGUCUGAGAAGUUCACCCUCAAAGUGAGGGCAGCCAUCAAGGCUAUCCCAGUUGUAUCUGUGCCCCAAAGAAGCCAUCUCCUUAAAGAAGGGGACACAUUUACGGUGAUAUGCACCAUAAAAGAUGUGUCUACUUCUGUGGGCUCCAUGUGGAUAAAGAUGACCCCUCAGCCUCAGAUCCAAGCCCAGGUAAAGCACAAUAGCUGGCAUGUGGGUGACUUCAAUUACGAACACCAAGAGACUCUGACUAUCAGCUCGGCAAGGGUUAACGACUCUGGAGUGUUCAUGUGUUAUGCCAAUAAUACUUUUGGAUCAGCAAAUGUCACAACAACCUUGAAAGUAGUAGAAAAAGGAUUCAUCAACAUCCUCCCUGUGAAGAACACUACGGUAUUCGUAACCGAAGGAGAGAAUGUAGAUCUGGUUGUUGAAUACGAAGCCUACCCCAAACCCGAGCACCAGCAGUGGAGAUAUAUGAACAGGACCUCCACCAACAAAGGGGAGGAUUUCGUCAAACCCGAUAACAAAAGUAACAUCAGAUAUAUGAACGAGCUUCACCUGACCAGACUGAAAGGCACAGAAGGAGGCACUUACACCUUUCUGGUGUCCAACUCUGAUGCCAGUGCUUCCGUGACAUUUAAUGUUUAUGUGAACACAAAACCAGUAAUCCUGACAUAUGACAGGCUCAUGAAUGGCAUGCUCCAGUGUGUGGCAGAGGGAUUCCCGGAGCCCAAGAUAGAUUGGUAUUUUUGUACAGGGGCAGAGCAAAGGUGUACCGUUCGUGUCCCACCAGUGGAUGUACAGAUCCAGAAUGUAUCUGUGUCACCAUUUGGAAAGCUGGCGGUCCAGAGUUCCAUAGACUCCAGUGUCUUCCGGCACAAUGGCACAGUGGAGUGUAAGGCCUCCAACGGUGUGGGCAAGAGUUCCGCCUUCUUUAACUUUGCAUUUAAAGAGCAAAUCCAGGCCCACACCCUGUUCACACCGCUGCUCACUGGCUUUGUGGCCGCAGCUGGCGUGAUGGGGAUCAUUCUGAUGGUUCUCACCUACAAAUAUUUGCAGAAACCCAUGUAUGAAGUACAAUGGAAGGUUGUCAAGGAGAUAAAUGGAAACAAUUAUGUUUACAUAGACCUGACACAACUUCCUUAUGAUCACAAAUGGGAGUUUCCCAGAAACAGGCUGAGUUUUGGAAAGACGUUGGGCACUGGUGCCUUCGGGAAGGUCGUUGAGGCCACUGCGUAUGGUAUGUAUAUGUAUGGUACGUAUGCUGCCAUGACAGUUGCCGUGAAGAUGCUCAAACCAAGCGCCCAUCUCACGGAAAGGAAGGCCCUGAUGUCAGAACUGAAGGUCCUGAGCUACCUGGGCAAUCACAUGAAUAUUGUGAACCUCCUCGGAGCAUGCACCGUGGGCGGGCCCACCCUGGUCAUUACAGAAUAUUGUUGCUAUGGUGAUCUUUUGAAUUUUUUGAGAAGAAAACGCGAUUCGUUUAUUUUCUCAAAGCAAGAAGAGCAGGCAGAAACAGCACUUUAUAAGAACCUUCUACAUGCAAAGGAGUCUUCCUGUGACAGUUCAAAUGAGUAUAUGGACAUGAAACCUGGUGUUUCCUAUGUCAUGCCAACCAAGACAGACAAAAGGAGAUCCACAAGAGUAGACUCGUAUAUAGAGAGAGACGUGACUCCUGCCAUCAUGGAAGAUGACGAGCUGGCUUUGGACCUGGAAGAUUUGCUGAGCUUCUCCUACCAGGUGGCCAAGGGCAUGGCGUUCCUCGCCUCCAAGAACUGUAUUCACAGAGAUUUGGCAGCCAGGAAUAUCCUCCUCACUCACGGGCGGAUCACCAAGAUUUGUGAUUUUGGUCUAGCCAGGGACAUCAGGAAUGAUUCGAAUUACGUGGUGAAAGGGAAGCCCGUGAAGUGGAUGGCACCGGAAAGCAUUUUCAACUGCGUGUACACAUUUGAAAGUGAUGUCUGGUCCUAUGGGAUUUUCCUCUGGGAACUAUUCUCUUUAGGAAGCAGCCCCUACCCAGGGAUGCCGGUCGAUUCCAAGUUUUACAAGAUGAUCAAGGAAGGUUUCCGGAUGCUCAGUCCAGAGCACGCACCUGCCAAAAUGUAUGAUGUCAUGAAGACUUGCUGGGAUGCUGAUCCCCUUUUGAAAAGGCCGACAUUCAAGCAGGUUGUUCAGCUCAUUGAGAAGCAGAUCUCGGACAGCACGAAGCUUAUUUACUCCAACUUAGCAAACUGCAGCCUCAACCCAGAGAACCCUGUGGUGGUGGAUCACUCUAUGAGGGUCAACUCCGUCGGCAGCAGCGCCUCUUCCACGCAGCCUCUGCUAGUGCACGAAGAUGUCUGA